Paracoccidioides brasiliensis Pb18 is the source of this 1770-nucleotide messenger RNA. RefSeq lists its product as uncharacterized. The coding region runs from base 1 to 1770 and encodes 589 amino acids. Gene Ontology annotation, molecular function: transmembrane transporter activity. The record is from RefSeq and is a predicted model, not a curated record. The transcript has 3 exons. Gene Ontology annotation, biological process: transmembrane transport.
AUGAAGUCGACUCUUCUCUCCAAGUUGCAAAUCCUUGCACCUGUGGUUGAGAAGCAACCCAUCACCAAUGGAGAGGAUAAAGAAGUGGGAGCUUCUUCUGAAGAUCAAGAAAUCUCCAGCGACGAGGAGACCAUUUCCCCGGACGCCCAGGGGGGUGUACGCAAGAUUGAGGCUACGACAAAGGUUUGGAGCACACAGCAUCUUAUCUUCGCAUAUGUCAUGAUAUGGAUUAUCACAUUCGUCGACACAAUGCAGCAGGGAAUGUCCAAUUCCUUCCUUCCUUAUGUCACCAGCAGUUUUAAACACCAUUCAUUGACUGCCUCGACCGGUAUUAUGUCGAGCAUCAUCGGGGGUCUAGUGAAGUUACCACUCGCCAAGGUCCUGGAUAUCUGGGGUCGACCUCAAGGCUUCGCCUUGAUGACCUUCACACUGGUUAUCGGUCUUAUCAUGAUGGCUGGAUGUAACAACGUCCAGACCUAUGCCGCUGCCCAAGUCUUCUACUGGGUCGGGUAUAACGGAAUGUCUUACACGUUGGGCAUUUUCAUUGCUGAUACAUCUGCGUUGAAAAAUCGAGCCCUUAUGUUUGCAUUUAUCUCGUCACCCUAUAUCGCCACCGUCUGGGUUGGUGGACCACUUGCGACAGCCUUCCUGAAUGGUCCUGGAUUCCGAUGGGGAUAUGGUGCUUUCUCCAUCAUUACCCCUAUCAUCACCUUUCCCCUGUACGCAGUGUUCACCUGGAACUACAACAAGGCCAAAAAGGCCGGCUUGCUGCCUUCCAGAGAGAACAACCGUACUUUUGCUCAGUCAUUCAAACACUACUUUUACGAGUUUGAUGUUAUUGGAAUCAUCCUCCUAGCUGCAGGAUUGGCUCUGUUCCUUCUCCCAUUUAGUCUCUAUUCGUACCAGAAGGACCAGUGGCGGUCAUCCAUGAUCAUAUCCAUGAUUAUUUUGGGCGGCCUCCUCAUCAUAGCCUUUGCCUUGUACGAGAAAUAUCUCGCCCCCGUCUCCUUCAUACCUUUUAACCUCCUGGUUGACCGAACCGUCCUGGGUGCCUGUAUUCUCGCCGCAAGUUUAUUCGUCAGCUUUUUCAUCUGGGACAGCUUCUUCCCUUCCUUCAUUCAAGUCGUCAACAACUUGACAAUUACAGAGGCUAGUUAUGUUGCCAACAUCUACAGCAUUGGCUCCUGCUUCUGGUCUGUCGUGGUGGGCAUCUUAAUCCGAUGGAGUGGACGCUUUAAAUGGCUUGCUCUCUAUUUUGGUGUCCCUUUGACUAUUCUCGGUGUCGGCCUCAUGAUAAACUUCCGCCAACCAGGCGUGAAUAUCGGGUAUAUCAUUAUGUGCCAGAUUUUCAUUGCCUUUGCUGGAGGUACUUUGGUUAUCUGCGAACAGAUGGCAGUUAUGGCCGCCACUUCGCAUCAGUACGUUGCUGUUGUUCUUGCAAUUGAAGGCAUGUUCGCCAGCAUUGGUGGCGCCAUCGGUCAAACGGUUGCCGCCGCGAUCUGGACCGGGGUGUUUCCCAAGAGAUUAGCGGAGUACUUACCCGAGGCGGAGAAGGCCAACGCCACCCUCAUAUACGGCGACUUGGUGGUGCAGAAGUCGUAUCCAGUUGGAAGCCCUGCAAGGAAUGCCAUCAGCAAGGCUUACGGCGAUGGGCAAAAAUAUAUGCUCAUCGGCGGCACGGCAGUUUUGGCUAUCUCUCUUGUCUCCACCAUGGUAUGGAGAGAUAUCAAAGUCAAGGACUUCAAGCAGGUCAAGGGCCGUGUCGUUUAG